AUGAUACAAAUUAGAGCCUUUUAGAAAAUAACCCAAAAAUUUAUCAUCCAAAAUCACUUCCAAACUAAAGUCAUGGAUGUUGAGCAAGAGGAUUUUCAAUCCCUAGGAUUUUUUGGCAUCUUGAAAAAAUCAUUGAAAACUAUUGUGUCAUGGCCUAAAAUCUUUUUCCAAAUCACCCUUGCUUUUAUUUUCCCUCAAUAUUGUCUUUUCUUCGCCAACGAUGGAAUUUCUAAGUUUCUCAUUAACAAGAUGAUUCAUGAGUCCAUGAUCAACCAAGAUGGUUCUCCGUCUUUAAGCAAUGUUUCCAACUCGACCUCUUCUGAAUGGGCUAUAUAUUCGAUUAUCAACAUGGUCUAUGUUGUACUUUCUGUAUCCUUAUCUCUACUUACCACCUCAGCUGUCGUCUACACAGUUGCUUGCAUAUACACGGGCAAGGAUUUCACCUUUAAAAAGGUCGUGAGUGUGGUUCCAAAGAUAUGGAAGCGGCUCAUGAUGACUUUUCUAUGCCUUUUUUGCAUAAUGUUUACCUACACUUUUAUUCUUUCCAUAGUAGCAAUCGUGUUCGCCACGUUGUUUUACAAAGCGGGGAUAGGAAUGGCCAUAAUAGGGUUCAUCUUUGCUACUUUAGCCAUGGUGGGAUUACUCUUCAUGGUUAUGAUAUGGCAAUUGGCUAAUGUUAUUUCAGUAUUAGAGAAGUAUUAUUGGUUUGAAGCCUUGAAAAAGAGUAGAGAGUUGAUCAAGGGCAAAAUGGGAACCUCAUUUGCUUUACUUUUGGUGCUAAACCUUCUUGCAAUGCCAUUUAUGGUAUUGCUUCAAAAAUAUUAUGGUUUUGGAAUUAUAGAGAGAACUUGUGUUGGUAUAAGUAUAGUAGUGUUAGGGAGUUUGCUUACCCUUAAUAGUCUUGUUGCCCAAACAGUUUUCUAUUUUGUGUGCAAAUCAUAUCACCAUGAAAGUAUUGACAAAUUCUCAUUGGCUAAACAUCUUGACGAGUACCUUGGAGAAUAUGUGCCUUUGAAGGAUGAAGCUGUGUAAGUUAAAGAUCUUCAAGUAUAACAAGAAGCCAAUGCAAGAAGGCCGAGCACAUCGAUAAUUUAUGCACGGAUUGUGUGUGUAUAAUAAUAUAAAAUUUUGGUUUAUAUAUGGUGAACAAGAUGUGUAUCAGUGUAUUUGUUUCUGGUAAAAAAUAAAAUUGAGUAAGUCAUUAUGUUUGAA
Molecule: messenger RNA, 1212 nt
Organism: Chenopodium quinoa (quinoa)
Lineage: Eukaryota; Viridiplantae; Streptophyta; Magnoliopsida; Caryophyllales; Amaranthaceae
Exons: 1
Coding region: 73-1032 (319 amino acids)
Source: RefSeq, a predicted model, not a curated record